AUCAUCGGUACGGGUAAUGGGCUUUUCCCCCUUCCCUUUUAUGUGAUGUGCAGCGCAUUUAGUGACAGCCUGCUUUACUUUGUUUAGUGACGCUGGGAGACGGGUCGCUCCGUUCAGCGUGCCGUGGGUGCUUCUGUGACGACAGGGUAAGCUAUGCGGUCCACAUUAUGUGAUCUGAUGUGUCAACUGGUCCCUGAUUUUGUGUGGUUGCUGCAGUUUAUUUGCUGCUGCUGUCGUUGGAUCUCCUCCUCCUACAUUGCUUCUACGCUGCGCCACAGCUAACCGGGUUGCAGCUAAACGUGUGGUUCCCUGGACUGGCGGCUGUCUCGGCUGUCUCGGCUGUCUCGGCUGUCCCGGCUGUCCCGGCUGUCCCGGCUGUUUCGGCUGUCUCGGUUCUUCUUUCUUUUCGCCGGCUCUUCGUUGCGGCUCUUGUUCUCGGUCUGUUUGCCGGCUCUGUGAUUGGUGCCGACAACUUGCUGUUUUUGACUGUGUUGGUGUGUAUUUUCAUUAGGUUUACCGCCAACGUGUGUAGAGUUACUGCAUUGUACUUUUUCUGUUAAAAACCUCAGGCUAUGAGGAUUAUCAUGCCUCAUAUGUCACCUGUGUUUUAAAAGUUAUUGUGUGGAGUGAGUGUGCGUGUGUGUUUUACUGUGUAUAUUGGUCUGGUCACCAGCACUGCUAAAUCAGGAGUACUAAUUACUUGUUUCUUUUGUGCAGGUUUGGUGAGCCUCGGCGGCAGUUUAAUCCCUGGUGGUGGUUCACGGAUCCCUUUUUCGUUGGUGUGUUGUCACAGGUGUGAUUAUUUGGACCCCCUUUUUCUUCUUUUUGGUUAUUUGUUUGCCUGCCGCCAUGGUAAGCCAGCCUGCUCUCUUUGUUUAAGUUUAGUACUCCUGAUUCUCUCUUUUAAACUGGUGGCUUGCUUUUUAUAUUUAAUGCCAUAAUUAAUAAAGAAAUUGUUGUAUUUUUGGAAACACGUCUCAGCCCAAGUGAAUAUGAACCUGUGUGCCUUCAGUGUUUAAAUGGUCCUUGGUUGAUCAUGUUGAAUUGAAUGUCCCGGGGGUGAAAUUCCCCUGGGUGGCGUUGUCGCAAUAUUUAUGUGAAUCCAAGCCAUUUUUCUCCAUUCCCCUUCCCUUAGAGCUUCCCUCCGCCACGCCACAUUCUGGCGUUGUCAGCAGGAUUUCACAUUUUAAAGGGCAGAGACGUGUUCCUCAUGUUGUUUUUGUUUUUUUUCUUCUUGUGGUGUUAAUUUUAAGUGUACAUGCAGUGGUAGAGCCGAGGCAGCAGUCUUAAUCCUAGGGAUUUCCUUUAGUUUGUUACCUGUGAGAGGCCUUGGUGCAGCUUCUUCUUCGUAGGUAUGGAGGAGGAGGCGCAGCGACUCAGGGACCUUGUGUCACAGCUUAAAGCGGAAAACGAACGGCUCCGGCAGCAGUGGGCUGCAGAUGUCAGUGGAGCGGCUUCUUCAUCUUCCGCUGCUUCAGCUAGGCAGGCUUCUGCUGCAGCUGAAGCCGCUGCUGUUACAGAGCGGCUGGUUGUUAUUCCUAGGGACCGUAAAUGUUCCAUGUUUAAUGGUAGGUCUGGUAUAGAAAUAACAGAGUGGAUAGAGGAGAUAGAAGCCUGUAUGCGUACCCGCCGUCUUUCUAUUGCAGAUCAGGCGUUGUUUAUUUUUGACCAUUUAGAGGGAGAAGCAAAAGAGAUUAGAUUUCGGCCUAGUCGAGAGCGAGGUGAUCCACCCACUGUGUUUGCCAUCUUAAAGGACCUAUAUGGUUGUGCUCAGUCCCAUGUCAUUCUACAGCAGGCUUUCUUUUCUCGCCAUCAACUUGAGGGUGAAACCCUGCAGGAGUUCUCCUUGGCCCUUUUGGCUUUAAUGGAGCGGGUGAAGCAGUGUGUGCCGGAUGGGAUGCCCAAUGCCGAUAAGCUUCUUCGUGAUCAGUUUACGGAGCAUGUUCUUGACAGUGCUCUCCGUCAAGAGCUUAAACAGUUUGUGCGUGGUCAGCCUGAUGCCACCCUGUUGGAGCUGCGCAGCGAGGCUAUUAGGUGGGAGAGAGAGGGUCUCCCUGGGGGUGCUAGGGGGCGAAGUGUUUCUCUUCCUGCGGUUCAUGGCUUCCAGUAUGGGGUGCAGGGCCAUCUUAACCCAGUCCAAUCGGUUGCCCUGUCGAACCCUGAUUGGGAUGAGUUAAUGGAGCUUAUGAAGCAGCAACAGGAGCAGCUCAACCAGCUUACCCAAACAGUAGCAUCCUUGCAUGCUCCUUACUUACCAAAUCGCACUUCUGGUAGUCGUCCUGUCAUCUGUAGAAGGUGUCAGCAGCCAGGCCAUUUUGCUCGAGAUUGCAAAGCUGAGCGGUUUCCCUCUCAUGGUCGUGUCAAUGAGGGUGCUGGCUUGGGCUUAAACUCAGCCAAGCGCUCUAAUCCCUGCUACCAGUCGGGAAACUAAAGCCCACUGAGCUGUUGAGCCACAGCUCAGUUGGGGGGUCAACAGGCUCACUGGACAGUGCAGAGGUGGGAUUGAUUGCUCCCUGUUCAAAUAUUGAUGUUUCCAUUGGGGGAGUUCCUGUUUCAUGCUUGGUUGACACUGGUUCCAUGGUGUCUACUAUUACUGAAAGUUUUUUUUCCUUGCACAAUUUGCGCUUUGGGGCCAUGAUCGCCUGCAGUCUUGCCACUGGUUACAGCUACGAGCCGCUAAUGGAUUAGCGAUUCCAUAUCUCGGCUAUUUGGAGCUGGAUGUUCUUUGUGGCAAGGUGAUUCCCCGUUGUGGAAUCCUUGUUGUUAAAGAUCCUCCUGGUGCCGUGUCUCCAGUUCCCGGGAUCCUAGGGAUGAAUGUGAUUCGUCGCUGCUAUCGUGAACUUUUUGGGACAUUUGGUCCUUCUCUUUUUGAGUCUCCACCUGUAUCACAGGCACCCGGUCCAGUGGUCAUGGCUUUGGAGGAGUGUCAUCAGUCAGCCACUCUGGCUCCACAGAGCACUGUUAGCACUGUGAGGGUUCGAGGUAAACAUGCUGUACGUAUACGUGGUGGGGUGAUGCAGCUAGUUGCUAGUACCUGUCACGAACGGUUCUCAGGCCAGGUUGCCCUGCUUGAGCCCCCUGAGGCAGGUUUGCCUGCUGGCUUAUUAAUCUCUCCCUGCCUAGUACGGGUUGUUCGGGGGACAGCUUAUGUCCCGGUUGUCAAUGUUGGGACCACAGAGAUUCUUCUUUAUCCAAGGACUAGUAUUGGUGUUUUGAGUGUUGCUGAGGUUGUCAGUCUUCCUGCAGGUGUGACGGAGGUGAGGUCCACGGCCGCUGUUUCCUCACAGGCAGCUGCUACUCCGGUACCAGAUAGGUUUGACUCCCUGGACCUGUCUGCUUUGGGUGAGCAGGAACAGGCAGAAGUGAGGUCAUUGUUGCAGAAGUAUCAGGCUGUCUUUUCAGUUCAUGAUGGAGAUUUGGGUUGCACUAAUCUUAUCUCACAUGGCAUUCCAUUGACUGAUGAUAUUCCAGUCCGGCAGCGCCAUCGUCGCAUCCCUCCGUCAGAUUAUGAGGCAGUAAAGGCACAUAUUAACCAGCUUCUGGAGUCUCAGGUCAUUAGGGAGAGCAGUAGCCCUUAUGCUUCUCCAAUUGUUUUGGUUAGGAAGAAGGAUGGCAGUCUGCGCUUGUGUGUAGAUUAUCGCCUUCUUAACAGUAAGACUCGGAAGGAUGCUUCCCUCUGCCACGCAUUGAGGAGAGUUUGGAUGCACUUUCAGGGGCCCGUUGGUUUUCAACCAUUGAUCUGGCCAGUGGUUAUAAUCAGGUCCCUGUUGCUGAGCAGGACAAGAUAUCAGUGGUUUGCAGGAGGCUGA
Molecule: messenger RNA, 3809 nt
Organism: Acanthochromis polyacanthus (spiny chromis)
Lineage: Eukaryota; Metazoa; Chordata; Actinopteri; Pomacentridae
Exons: 3
Coding region: 2811-3809 (332 amino acids)
Source: RefSeq, a predicted model, not a curated record